This is a messenger RNA of Fusarium poae, 546 nucleotides long. RefSeq lists its product as uncharacterized. NCBI's taxonomy places the organism in Eukaryota, Fungi, Ascomycota, Sordariomycetes, Hypocreales, Nectriaceae. Bases 1 to 546 code for a protein of 181 amino acids. The record is from RefSeq and is a predicted model, not a curated record. The transcript is spliced from 7 exons.
AUGAUGAAAAGAAAGAAGCUACAGCACAACUAUCCAGAGGAUUCUCAUGAUGGCCUCGAGCCCGACUCGGAUGAAAGUAUACAUGUGCGACUCAUUCCCAGUUCGGAUCACAGGGUCGGCCAAGAGGAGUCUCCACGAAUCUUACUUACAGUACCGACCAUACUUGAUUGCCUUCCCCCUUGUUUUCCCGAGAGGGUGAAGUUUGCAAUCAUCAUGACUGAGCAAAGGCGUAUGCGACUUCAUCACUUGAUUAGCUCCGCGACAAAAGUCCUGAUUCUCAACCUUGUCCAAUCAUCAUCCCAUAAGCAUGGUGGUCACACAUAUCGUGCUCCGCGUUUCAAAUCCAGCCCCCCAGCCUUUUUAUAUGCACAGCUCUCUAGACCGGGAAGCUUCUCGCCGCCUCAGUCAGGUAGUUCUGCGGACUACAUAUCACAUUUCCGGCAUGGACGAAAAUACUAUAUCAGUUACUCUACCAUUGCUAGGUUCCAGCUAAAGCUGCAAAACUCCUGCAAGCCACGAAGUCAACACCAAGACGAUACCAGCUGA